This is a messenger RNA of Rotaria sordida, 291 nucleotides long. Lineage: Eukaryota; Metazoa; Rotifera; Eurotatoria; Philodinida; Philodinidae. The record is from the annotation of a GenBank genome assembly.
AUGACAACAUUAUGUAGUGGACCACCAGAAACAACAACAAAAUCAGGAGGAGGUGGCGGCAGUAGUGGUCUUCCUGGAGGAGCUGUAUUUAUCAUAAUACUUGUUGUUCUUCUUUUUGCUUAUUUUGUUGGAUUUGCUGCUUAUUAUCGUUUUCGUUUGGAAAAAGGAGGUGUUGAUUUAAUUGCUCAUCGAACAUUUUGGGUUGGUUUACCUGGUUAUGCAAAAGAUGGUGUUGUUCAUGUAUAUCGACGAGUAGCAAACAAAGGUGAUACUCCAUAUCAAUCAGUUUAA